CAGUACCUUUGGAGGCAUGCGCGUUUUGUCCCAGUCGCUCUCCGUUCGUGCCGUAAGUCGGUCAGUUGGUCCGUAUAGUCGGGCGCACGAUCGUGCAACGCCAUGUCACUUCGGAAUGAGAAUUACACCGUUGACAUAGGAGAUAUGCGAAUAAAAUAUAAAGAUAAAAACGAAACCUUCACGGAGGACCGCCUAACUAGCAAAGAGCCUAUCGGGCAAUUCAAAGCAUGGUUCGAGGAGGCCUGCAAUGCUCCGCAAAUUAUGGAGCCCAACGCGAUGUUUCUCGCAACAGCAACGAGAGACGGCGUACCGUCCGUGCGCGCAGUGUUGCUGAAAGGCUUCGGCACGGAAGGUUUCAAGUUUUACACGAAUUACGAUAGCAGGAAAGCCCACGAACUAGCAGAAAAUCCACACGUAGCCCUGACUUUUUACUGGGAAUCUCUUAGACGAAGUAUACGUAUCGAAGGCAUCGCGAAGAAAACAUCGGCGGAAGACUCGGAUCGUUAUUUCCAAAGUCGACCGUAUGCGAAUCAGAUUGGGUCUAUGGCCAGCAAGCAAAGCAGUGUAAUAGCUAGCAGACAGACUCUAAUUGUGAAAGAAAGGGAGCUGUUGGCGAAAUUCCCAGAAAAUCAGGUUGAGAGACCCGCCUGUUGGGGCGGUUAUCUCGUUAUACCACAUUCCGUGGAAUUCUGGCAAGGUCAGAGCGAUCGUCUGCACGAUAGAAUUCGUUUCAGACGUCCAAAAACGAAUGAAAAAAUAGACAAUAUUCUCAUACACAAAGGAGAGGCUGGAUGGGUAUACGAGAGACUCUCGCCAUAAAAAAAAAUUACAAAUAUUUUAUUGACGCAAAGAAGAGCAAGAGAAUUAACAAUUUUUGUGUAUAAGAAGAGAAUCACACCGCAGAAGCGGUCACUCUUCUGCAGGUGAUUGCUGCAACAUUCCAAGUCGAUACCUCAUAGUAUUACGAAGACAAUAAUGUUAUACAUCAGAUUUGUGACGUUCUCGAACAUCGAUUUUCCUCGUGAGUUUCAGAAUUUCUCUGUUAACUCCUAAAAUGUGUAUAGUUAUUAUUGUUAAGCCGGUGAUAAGGAAAUAUAUUUAAAAGUUAAAAUAUAUUAGAAGUUUUAAUAAAAGCUUUAAAAACUUUAAAA
Solenopsis invicta (red fire ant) is the source of this 1151-nucleotide messenger RNA. Its product is annotated as pyridoxine/pyridoxamine 5'-phosphate oxidase. The coding region runs from base 103 to 819 and encodes 238 amino acids. The transcript is spliced from 6 exons. Gene Ontology annotation, biological process: pyridoxal 5'-phosphate biosynthetic process; pyridoxine biosynthetic process. Lineage: Eukaryota; Metazoa; Arthropoda; Insecta; Hymenoptera; Formicidae. The record is from RefSeq and is a predicted model, not a curated record. Gene Ontology annotation, molecular function: FMN binding; pyridoxamine phosphate oxidase activity.